Molecule: messenger RNA, 2512 nt
Organism: Daldinia caldariorum
Lineage: Eukaryota; Fungi; Ascomycota; Sordariomycetes; Xylariales; Hypoxylaceae
Product: MFS general substrate transporter
Exons: 3
Coding region: 1-1764 (587 amino acids)
Biological process (GO): basic amino acid transport; transmembrane transport
Cellular component (GO): fungal-type vacuole membrane
Molecular function (GO): basic amino acid transmembrane transporter activity
Source: RefSeq, a predicted model, not a curated record
AUGGCGGCUGAUGACAUAUCCACUCAACCCGCUCCUCUAGUCCUCGUAAACGGGAAUCCAUCCGUUCUCAACGAUGAGAGGACGCCGCUGUUGGGCAAUCAAAAUGGGAACGGCACCUCAGCCGAGGAAUCCCCGCUGGCGAACAACGACGAUGAGCAGACUCUGAUUGUCGAUGAAGUGAAAGGGUUUAAACUAUGGCUCAUCCUCUUCACCUGUUGGAUAGGCGUGUUUCUUGGCGCCAUCGAUUCUACUAUCAUCGCCACUCUCUCAGCACCCAUCUCUAGCGAGUUCCGAUCUUUAAGUCUAUUGUCUUGGCUCGCGACCGCUUACUUCAUAUCCAAUGCCGCUUGCCAGUCCAUUUCCGGGAGGCUAACGGAUAUCUUCGGGCGAGGCCCUGGUCUCGUGUUCAGCAACGUCUUCUUUGCUGCCGGUAACCUUAUCUGCGGUCUUGCGCAUAAUCAAAAUGCUAUGAUCUUUGGACGAGUUGUUGCUGGCAUUGGUGGCGGCGGCCUCAUGUCCAUAUCUACUUUUGUCGGUACCGAUCUCAUCCCUCUACGGAACCGGGGAGUUAUCCAGGGCAUGGGUAAUAUUUGUUACGGAGCCGGUGCCAUGUUAGGCGGUAUCUUCGGUGGCCUAGUCAAUGACAACUCUGCCUGGGGCUGGCGUCUUGCUUUCUUGGUCCAGGUCCCUCUAGUCGUAGUUUCAGCUUUUCUGGUCGCCUAUCUUGUUCGCAUACCACCCAAAGUAUCGGGGAAGUCAUACUUAGCCCGCAUCGACUUCACAGGCGUCUUUUCGCUCAUUACGUUUCUAGUCCUGUUAUUACUUGGCUUGAAUGCCGGUGGAAACUUGGUUCCAUGGAUUCAUCCCUUGCCACUAACUACUUUACCUCUUUCGCUGGUAGCUUUCGCCGCCUUUAUCUUAUGGGAAUCCCGUGCUCAACAACCGAUUAUCCCAGUACGCCUUCUCUUAGACCGGACUGUUUUCACAGCCUGCAUGACCAACCUUCUAGGCACGAUGAUAAAUAUGAUGGCUCUCUUCUAUGUUCCUCUUUACAUGCAGUCUCGCGGAAGCUCCUCGACGGAUUCUGGGGUGGUUAUCCUUUUUGCACCUAUCGGAUUAUCUAUCUGCUCUAUUGGGAGUGGUUUAGUCAUGAAGAAAACCGGUCGAUAUGGUACUAAGUUCUUGGUAGCUUUGGAUUCAACAUGCUAUGCAUUAUUCCUCCAAAUCAAUACAUUUAUACUGGCCUUAGGUAUCACCGCCGUAUCACUUCAGGUCGCCUCUGUUGUUAUACUCACGACGCUGCAUAAGGACUCUCCAGAGUGGCAUCUAAUGGUUGCUUUCCUACUUCUUGGUUCUGGCCAGGGGGGCAUGCUCACUAUCACUCUCCUAGCUUGUUUAGCUGCAGUAGACCACUCACACCAAGCCGUAGUUACUUCUGCUACUUACGCGUUUCGAUCUGUCGGAGGGACAGUCGGCAUUACGAUUGCAUCAGCCAUUUAUCAAAAUGUGCUGAAGUCCGAACUCUGGGGGCGGUUCGGCGAUUUCCCCGGGGCUGCCGAAGAAAUUAGUAGAAUCAGAGAUGAUUUAGACGAGUUGAAGCACCUCCCUAACGGCUGGUAUGAUGGCGUACUGGCGUCGUUCAUGGAGGCCUUUAGAAGCGUGUGGCUUACAAUGCUAGUACUGGUCCUUCUAGAGCUUGUUUGCGUCUCAUUAAUGAGGCAGCAUAAGUUACACUCAACUCUAUCUCGUAAUGAAAGGGAAUAGACGAUUGUGCAUGGCCGAUUACUCUUUUGCGGACAUCUUUUUCGGAUAAUCAACAAUAAUGACCGGUCUCGAUAGUCAUUUAUUGUGCCUAACUAGAGUUGAAAACGACUUAAGACAGAUAGACCAUCGAAAGUAAAGAGCUAAAAUCUAUUAAUGGAGACCGCCAGGGUUCAUCUCAAGACGACCUUAUGUUCACUAUACCGUAACAUCUAUCCUCAAACACCAUUAGAACUAUGAGAUCUAAAAUAUAUGGGGCACGAUAGCAAGCUUUCUGAUCGUCAACAGAAUGAUAUUCACUUUACCUUGCUGGCUGUAAUGGGUAACCCCUUUUCCCACUCGUCUCGAUCACUCGUCACAUACAUCAGGCAACCACCUCCUAGUACUGAAAAGGUGUUUGAAUCUCCCGUAGCACAACCUCGUUUUUAGGUCGUAUCGUAAAUUACAUGGGCAAGUUCGACAGGAACGUGGAGAGCACUGCGAAGUACGCGUUAAGACUGACGAGCAUAGGCACCGUGCGAGGUUCGAAGGCGAGUAUGACAAGCGCGAAGACGGCCGAGAAGACGGCGACGACGGUCAAGUACUCCGCGCGCGACCAAUCGGUCUCCAGGAACAAGAGCGCGAUGGGGAAGAGCGAGAGCAACAGGCUGCCGACUGCGAGGAAAAUCUUCAGAAAGAACCGGAAGGGCCGCAAGCUGUAAGUUAUGUGCGGUCCGCCAGGGGGGAUGGAGGAGGGGGGAGUAGAGCGGCU